This is a messenger RNA of Cryptotermes secundus, 765 nucleotides long. RefSeq names its product larval cuticle protein 2 (gene Cpr100A). Gene Ontology annotation, cellular component: chitin-based extracellular matrix. The record is from RefSeq and is a predicted model, not a curated record. Gene Ontology annotation, molecular function: structural constituent of chitin-based larval cuticle. Lineage: Eukaryota; Metazoa; Arthropoda; Insecta; Blattodea; Kalotermitidae. The transcript is spliced from 2 exons. The coding region runs from base 88 to 675 and encodes 195 amino acids.
CCACGCGUGUAUAUAAAGUGCAAGAAUUUGAGGUGUGGUCACUCAGUUACAGCCGCCACUGUCUCCAGCUCCACGACCGCAAUCACCAUGUACAGGCUUGUUGUGCUGUUGGCGCUAGCAGUCCUGUCAUUGGCGCAAUACCGUGAUUCCCCUCAGACGGCUGCCAUUCUGAGCGAACAACGUUACUUGGCCGGGGAUGGUACCUUUGGUGCAGCCUACUCUCAGGAAGACGGCGUGGAGUUCAAGGAAGAGUCAGAUGUUAACGGUAACCGUCAUGGAUCUUACAGCUAUGUGGACCCUAGCGGCCAGCGCAGGACUGUCACUUACACAGCGGGCAAGGACGGGUUCCGGGCCAGUGGCGCCCAUUUGCCCGUAGCACCUGCGCCAGUGGCACCUCAGCCACAGUACCAGCCUCAACCCCAGUACAAUCCUCCGUCACAGUACCAGCCACAACACCAGUACAACCCUCCCCCACAACCACAGUACAACCCUCAGCCACAGUAUAACCCUCAGCCUCAAUACAAUCCCCAGCCACAAUAUAAUUAUCAGCCCCAACAGAACUCCAUCCCCCAGUACAAUCCCACGACACCUCCACCUCAUAGAUUUUUUCCUCCAGGAAAACUUAAUCUGAACAGGACACCCGAUGGUUUUAGUUACAGUUUCAACAAAAGCUAAAUUAACAUCCUUACUAACGUAGUGUCUAGUGUGCCAUUGAUGUGUAUGUAUUUGUGUUAAAAUAAAUAUUUUUGUUCCUUUUUUUACAUA